Lachancea thermotolerans CBS 6340 is the source of this 237-nucleotide messenger RNA. RefSeq names its product KLTH0F01474p. Bases 1 to 237 code for a protein of 78 amino acids. The record is from RefSeq and is a predicted model, not a curated record. The transcript has a single exon. Lineage: Eukaryota; Fungi; Ascomycota; Saccharomycetes; Saccharomycetales; Saccharomycetaceae.
AUGGACAGUCCUGUCAUUUGUGUAUCUUUGAGUGACACUCUUAAUGCUUGUGAAGCUCUUUCAGAGUUCUAUCGGGACUACAGCGGGAAUUUUGGUUUCCAGGCCCGCAAGGGCUUUUAUAUCUCUAACGACUCAGUUGCCCUUGUACUUGCAGUGCGCGGCAAUUCUAAUGGCCCAAAAGCAGUGCAGAAAAAGCAUUGUGAGAGAUCCUGCCAUUCGAAAAAGCCAGCAGACUAA